AUGAAUAGGUUCGACUAUGCUGGACCUGGAAUAAGUAUACUGCAUAAACGCCUUAAGCUAGUUCGCAGAUACAUAUAUCUCCAGCGCAAGAACGGCUAUAAUAGGCUUGUUCGAUUGGACAACAAAAUACUCACGGUAAUGCAAGAUGCGGGAAAAAAUACAUUCUGUCACGAGUAUUAUUUUAUAUUCGAUAUUGUGUUUGGAAGCCUUUACAAUCGGCAACAUGGAAGAGAACGCUUCGUUCGCGAUACAAUAAUUGUUCCAUAUCCUACGAUCAAUAAGCCAAUGCCAUCAAUUACCAUGCAUUGA
Debaryomyces tyrocola is the source of this 309-nucleotide messenger RNA. NCBI's taxonomy places the organism in Eukaryota, Fungi, Ascomycota, Pichiomycetes, Serinales, Debaryomycetaceae. The record is from the annotation of a GenBank genome assembly.